This is a messenger RNA of Mytilinidion resinicola, 1563 nucleotides long. RefSeq names its product DUF887 domain-containing protein. The record is from RefSeq and is a predicted model, not a curated record. The coding region runs from base 501 to 1427 and encodes 308 amino acids. Gene Ontology annotation, biological process: lipid homeostasis. Gene Ontology annotation, cellular component: membrane; endoplasmic reticulum. NCBI's taxonomy places the organism in Eukaryota, Fungi, Ascomycota, Dothideomycetes, Mytilinidiales, Mytilinidiaceae. The transcript has 2 exons.
CAUUUACCUGAUUUGCCCAAUUAAUCCUAACCUCACGUCAGCACCUUCACCGUCAACUUUGGAACACAGGGUCCAUAGAGUGCACAGCCACCCGCGGUCCGUUCUGCUGGUAAGGAACGAGAGAGAUAAUUGUGAUCUUUCUCUUCAACACCCACCCACCACAAGGUUCGUCCCGUUUCCUCACGUCGACUCUUUAGCUAAGACUCAAGAAAGGCGUCCAUGAUCAAGCCGUUUGAAUUGGCGCCUUAGACUAGCAAACCGAGCCAACUCGACACUAAUUUAGAGCCGUUUGCGGCGACGCGGGCCGGAACUCGACGACUUCUACACGAAUCGCCAAGGCAGCAACGGAGGAACGGCCGGCGAUAAGUACGAAGUGCCUACCUAUCCAGGCGCAUACAUACGGUAGACGUCCAUCUUAUAAAAGCCCACCCAAACCUAUCCUCUACACACCAACACAACACCAAAUCCCCCGAAGAGCCCACCCCCGCUAUUCAAUCCCGAUGCGCGACCCGUUCCCCAUCCCGCGAUGGCUCAGCAACGCGGUCCAGCCGCUCACCGGCACGCUGCACCUGAACACGCUACACCUGCACAUCCACGAAGUCAUCCUCGUCUACCUCUUCUACACCUUCAUUAACGGCCGCCUGUCGCCCUACGCUUCGUCGCGCCUGCUCGGCGAGACAUACGACGCCUGGCCGCGCCGCACGAAGCUGGGGUGGAACAUGCACGUCACGGCGUUCCUGAACUCGAUCGUGCUGUCGGGCGCGGCGCUGUACGUCAUCUUCUGCGACCUGGACCGCGCGCGCGAGACGUGGGAGGACCGCAUCUGGGGCUACACGGGCCUCGGGGGCCUGGUGCAGGCGGUGGGCGCCGGCUACUUCGUGUGGGAUGUGCAGGUGUGCGUUGCGAAUUUCGAUGUGCUGGGCGUGGUGGACUUGCUGCAUGCUUUGGUGGCGUGCGGGAUUAGCGUUAUGGGCUAUUAUCCGUUUGGGCUGUACUAUGGCAUGCACUACAUCCUCAUCGAGCUCUCCACGCCCUUCGCCAAUAUCCACUGGUUCCUCAACAAGCUCGGCCUCGCUGGAUCACGGGUCCAAGUUAUCAACGGCAUGCUGCUCAUCACGACGUUCUUCACCUGCCGUCUGGUGUGGGGGUCAUACCUCACGUUCGUGUUCUUCCGCGACGUCUGGACCGCGCUGCACGCAGAGCAAUCGCACCAGACGACGUACGUGUUGGACGCAAAGGUACAGUCGCUGGCGCUGGAGCACCGGGCGCCGUGGUGGCUCGCGGGGCUGUUCAUGGUCACGAACUCGGUGGUCAUGGGGCUGAGCACCUUCUGGUUUGUGAAGAUGGUUGACACGGUGAAGAGGCAUUCUUCGGGGGAGAGGCAAGGAGUGAAGACGAAGGCGAAGGCGAAGGUCAAGGCGGGGUAGAGAAUGAAUGAUGGUUUUCUUUUGUAUAGUAGAGGCUGUUUUGCUUUAGACAUGUCGUAAACGAAGAAAAAAUAGAAAUGAAUCGAGACGAACAAACUUCCUACCCGGGGCGGUCUCUAGAGCAUGAUUUUACUCC